GAGAGAGAGAGAGAGAGAGAGAGAGAGACAGAGAGAGAGAGAGAGAGAGAGAGAGAGAGAGAGAGAGAGAGAGCUCUUCUAAGUUUGUCUUUUAGCUUCUCACACAGCAGAAUGAUCCACAUCUCUGAAGAUAAACUGCUCAUAUUCACUCUGCUGAUCCUCAUGGCAGUGGUGGAUUCUGAGAUGAAGACCUUCACUGGACAUGAAGGAGGGAAAGUGGAGAUACAGUGUUCAUAUGCAGAGUCUGAAUAUGAGGAAAAUCAGAAGUAUCUCUGCAGAGGAGAAUGCUCAAUAAAUCCAUUCCCAUUCAAUAUUAAAGACAUUCCUGUUGAAUCUGGAUCAGAACCUAAAGAUAAGAGAUUCUCUCUGACUGAUGACACGACAGCUCACAUCUUCACCAUCACCAUCACUGAUCUCAGAACAGCAGAUCAAGGAAAAUACUCAUGUGCUGUGAAGACAAGACUGGUAAAACUUGAUGACUAUAAAGAGAUUUACCUGGAAAUAAAACAAGUGUCUCGAGUGUCUGGAGAACCUGGAAAACAUCUGAGCAUCACCUGCAGUUAUACAAGAGAUCUGAAAGAACACAUCAGAUUCCUCUGCAAAGGAAGUGACCCGUCCGACUGUAAGAAUAUGAUCAAAGUUUCAUCAGAAACAAAAACUAAUGGCCGAUUCUCUCUGACUGAUGACUCUGAGAGAGUUUUCACUGUAAACAUCAGAGAUCUGGCAGAGGGGGAUUCUGGGAUAUACUGGUGUGGAGCUGAAGAAAAACAAACACAAGAGUACACAUGGAUUUCAGCCAUUGAUCUGCACAUUACUGAAGCCACAUCUGAGCGGAGGCUUCCUAAAAAUACCUCAACUGCUUCAUUUCACACCAGCAAACCAGCAGAUCCUGCAUCCAGCAGACCCGUCACACCUUCAUCACCUGCAUCAUCAUCAUCAACAUCAAUGUUGUCAUCAUGGAAAAGGCUGUGUAUGAUUAAUUUAGUUGUUUUCCUCAGAAUUAUGACAUUUUAAGGCAUAUACACAUGGUUUUAUUGUCUGCUUUUCCAGUGUGUACAGUGUUCAUCAUAUUAAUAACCUCAGUGAUGCUGACAGUGUUUGGACUCUCAGUGUUCAUCUUCCUCAGAUGGAAACCACAGACAAAAGGUAACUCAAGGUCUUGUUUUCAAGUGUUUUCACUAAACUGGUCACAAUGUAUUUUAUCCUGAAUCAGGAGGAGGAAAUGCUGCUCAUGACCUGACUGAGAAACUGCUCAACACUGAAGAAGCUCCAGGAGACAUUUAUACCGUCUGUCAUUAUGAAGAGCUCAUUCACACUGAUGAUCAUCCUGCUGGACUGGGUUCGGGUCGUCCUGUAUUUGGUGAACAGGAUCCUCUGACCUGCUCCACCAUCAUAUUUAACACUGGACUCCAUUCAGACACGACUUCUGACUGACCUUCAACAUCAGUCUGUGCUAUAGUGAGCUCAGAGAAGACAUUUAAACCAUUUAAACAGCUCAACAUGAUGAAUAUCUGAGGAUGUUCUUAUUUCAUAGCCAUGAUACCUGUAUUAUUAUGUUCAUUUCACAUGCUAGAAAGUAUUUUCUACUCGCUGCAUUGCUUUAUCAUCCCAAAAACAUAAAUAUGGCAUCUCAUUUCUUUGGCGAGCAUCUCAACAGUCUUAACGCUACCAACAAUUCUGUCAAAAAAUAUGUUGAUUUUACAGUUUUUUCCUGAUUUUACCUGAAAUUAAACCUGCAACAAUUGUGUAGCGCCCCCUGCCCUCUUAGGCUUUGUCCUGACCUAAGCUCUAUAGGGUGGAGCACCGGAUUCCUACAGUUUAGCCUCUCGACUAUUAUUUCACUCCCCCUAAUCAGAUACCACUUUUAGAGAUCUUCAAUGAAUAAGUAAGCAAAACAAAUUAAGUUAUAAACAAAUAGAAAUUUAUUUAUAAACAAAAUAAAAUAAAGAUGAGUAUAGAGGUAUUUGUUAUUUAUAAAGGUGAUAUUUUAGGUAUAAAUAUAAUUAUAAUGCUAUUUAUAAUAAGAUAUGAAUUAUUAAUACAACCUUAUAUCAAUACACAAUAGAUAAAACACUAAUUGUAAAGAGAAACAGUUAUUAACCGUCAAUACACACACAGUAUGAGUAUCCAACAACUGGACCCCAAUCACUUAAGCAAUAAGCAUUUUACACUUUGGUGACUUGAUGCACUUUUUAGACGCUCCCUUACUAAAACUAUAUUCACCCUUCAAUGAUUUAGAUAACUCACAAUUAUUUAGUGCAUUCGUAUCUCAGAUUAUAGAAUAUCAAAGCAAAUAUUCUCUAAAAAAAAAAUAUAGAAAUAACACCUUUUUCACUCUUUUGUAAGCGUUAACAGCAAAUAAACACUUUUGCAACACUGAAAUAUUGAAAGUGGGCCCACUCUCACACACACACACACACACAGUCUCACCCACCCUCGAUGCAGGCCUGUUAUGUUGCUCGGGUGCGUAGUGGCCUUUGAAACUGCAAAAUGGCCUCUUCACUCUUACAAGAGCAAAAAGAAAACACUUUAAAUGUACCUGGCGUUCCUGCAGCCGUCACGAUCGUCGUCCGUUCCGCGAUCGUCGUUCGUCCGUUCCGCGCGAUGUCGUCUGUCCCGCGAUCGAUGUCCCCCACCGCGAACCGUCAGUCCGAUGCAGCGUCAGCACACAGCAUGAACACUCCUGCCGAUGCAAUGAAUCUGUCCUCCUGAACGAGCUUCACUCUCUUAACAGUUCACUCGCUAAAACACUGCGUCAGUCUAGUGUAGCAGACAGCUAAAACACGAGGAUAUGAUCUCACACGAGCGUCAAUGUCUUCAGCUCGCAAACGGUCUCCAUAUACUCGCAAUUAUAACACUAUAUGCAUACACUAAGGUUCUUAAACAGCUUUAGAACACUUUAAAUCAAUAUAAACUGUAUAUAACUCACGAUUUGCAGUUAUAACACUUAAGUUUCUCUCAGAGACAAGCCUCUGCGGUCUCGUUCUCUCGAUCUUCUCCUCAACUCUCCCAAUAAACCAAUAAUAGUUUAUUCACCUAUAAGAGAGGCGGGGACUAAUUGGUAUAGACCCAAUCAGGUAUUAACACACAAACUUGAUAGCAAAAAGCACAUUUUCACCCAAGUGCAAAUCAACCAAACACUGAAAUGUAGCGAACGAGUUACUUAAAGGGAAA
This is a messenger RNA of Danio rerio (zebrafish), 3174 nucleotides long. The record is from RefSeq and is a predicted model, not a curated record. NCBI's taxonomy places the organism in Eukaryota, Metazoa, Chordata, Actinopteri, Cypriniformes, Danionidae.